This is a messenger RNA of Aspergillus japonicus CBS 114.51, 738 nucleotides long. RefSeq names its product dolichyl-phosphate beta-D-mannosyltransferase. Gene Ontology annotation, molecular function: dolichyl-phosphate beta-D-mannosyltransferase activity. Bases 1 to 738 code for a protein of 245 amino acids. The transcript is spliced from 2 exons. Gene Ontology annotation, biological process: GPI anchor biosynthetic process; protein O-linked glycosylation via mannose. The record is from RefSeq and is a predicted model, not a curated record. Lineage: Eukaryota; Fungi; Ascomycota; Eurotiomycetes; Eurotiales; Aspergillaceae. Gene Ontology annotation, cellular component: endoplasmic reticulum membrane.
AUGGGUGCCUCGACGAACAAGUACUCGGUCAUUCUGCCGACCUACAAUGAGCGGAAGAACCUCCCUAUCAUCUGUUGGUUGUUGGAGCGGAUGUUUCGCGAGAACAAGCUAGACUGGGAAGUCAUCAUCGUGGACGACGGCUCGCCGGACGGCACCCUGGAGGUGGCCAAGCAGCUGCAGCAGCACUGGGGCGCGGAGCACAUCAUCCUGAAGCCGCGGGCGGGCAAGCUGGGGCUGGGGACGGCGUACAUCCACGGGCUGCAGUUCUGCACGGGCAACUACGUGAUCAUCAUGGACGCGGACUUCAGCCACCACCCGAAGUUCAUCCCGACGAUGAUCGACAUCCAGCGCGAGACGGACGCGGACAUCGUCACGGGCACGCGCUACGCCGCCCGCGGCGCCAUCCGCGGCGGCGUCUACGGCUGGGACCUGUUCCGCAAGUUCACCUCGCGCACGGCCAACCUCAUCGCCGACGUCAUGCUCAUGCCCGGCGUCAGCGACCUGACCGGCUCCUUCCGGCUGUACAAGAAGAGCGUGCUCGAGAAGGUCAUCCACAGCACCCAGUCCAAGGGCUACAGCUUCCAGAUGGAGAUGAUGGUCCGCGCCAAGGCCAUGGGGUUCAAGGUCGCCGAGUGUCCCAUCACCUUCGUGGAUCGGCUGUUCGGCGAGAGUAAGCUGGGCGGCCAUGAGAUUGUCGAGUAUUUGAAGGGGGUGAUGACUCUGUGGUUGAAGGUUUAG